AGCCGCGCAAGUGUUACCAUGGUGAUCUGUGAGAGUUCAGGAAGGGAUUGUGAAUCCAACAGCUAAAUUGCAUAGGUUUGAAACCAUAAUCUAUUUUUGGCUAAUUGUACUACAGUUCUAGGCUGGUUCGUCUAACUAUUAUUUGGACYAAAUAUGAGUUCACGUAGUACUAAAAGCCCAGGGAAAACUGGAGCCAAGGCACCGUCGAAGGGAGCAGUUCAAUCAUCAGAGGCAGGUGCCUCCCCACAGCGCAGACAGAGCACUGGUGUGACCCAGGGUGGCCAGUCCAAAGGCAAAUCUGCUGUUGCCAAGGCAAGACGAAACACCUCUGCCAGUGCCAAGACAYUGCAACCACCAAAGAAAAAUGUAGAGCCGACUCAAGAGGAGCUAGCUGCAGUGACCAUCCAGCGGGCCACUCGAGGCCUGCUGGCCAGGCGAGAGCGGGUCCGGAGACAGAAGGAAAAACAGGACUAUGAAGACCUUAUGGAUCGCUUGGAGAAAGAGGCUUUUGUGGCGCUAGUACGAAGAGAACAGGAAGAGGCGGAGUGGAAAAGGAAGAAGGAGGAGGACGAGAGAAAGGGGAAGAAGGAAGAGCAGCUGCUGCGAACCCGACUUCUGGAAGCAGCGUUCGAUGGAGAGGCAGWGGAAGUGUUAGCAAUUUUGAAGGAGGUCUCUGAUAGGGACACAAAGCGUGGCCUUGGGUUGGAUGAAGCAGGCAAACGCCAGCGGCUGCUAAACCAACUUUGCAUGAUAAACAUCACYGAUGCCAAUGGCAACACAGCAGUGUCAGAAGCAGCAGGUGGGGGUCAGCCGGAAGUCAUCACCUUAUUGGUGGAGAGGGGUGCGGACAUAAACACACGGGGUGCAUUUGGACGGACUCCAAUCUACAGAGCUGCGUUUGGAGGCCAUCUUGGGGCAGUCCAGACCCUUCUACAGCUUGGGGCAGACCCGAGGACCCAUGCAGAUGAUGGUAGCACUCCAGAGCAGGUGGCUUCCGAAGAGGCUGUGGUUGCCACUUUACAGAACUGGGAUCUGAGUGCCACUGACUCCAUGCUGACGAAGAUGAAGGCAGAGGAACAGAGGAGGGCGGAGGAAGAGAAAAAGCAGAACGAGGCGGAGACUGACCGCCUGAAAGGGGAGGUGGAGCAGCUCCAGAWAGAGCAUGAGCGAUGCCAAAGAGAGCUGCAGAAGGCCUUCGUUGAACUGAAUAAGAGGAUCACAGAACAUGAUAGAUGUGUGAGGAAGGGUAUGGAGGAGCAGGUUAAAGUCACCUUGCAGGUGGUUCAUGAAGCUGAAGAUGUGUUGGCGAAAGCUCAAAUAGCAGCUCAUGAGGCUGCAGGGCAACUAUCCCUUGCCAAGCUGACACUGAGAGAGCAGUCUGGUGGAGAUGCUGUCCUGGACCGUGGUGGGGUUCGUUGCCCGGUUCGUGACCUUGAGGAAGUUCUUAUUAAAGAUGUAGGCGGCAAGAUCAAGCAGGAUGGCAGGUGGCCCCUGCUUGUGGAUACCUAUGGUCAGGCUGCCACAUUUCUACGCUACAGAGACACUAACUACCUGGACGCCUUGCACCCUGGAGACAUGCAGCCUGACAAACUGAGGCUCGCUCUACUGGGGGCCAUCAGGUACGGAAAGCCCUUGGUUAUUAACAUGAUGGAGGUGGACUUGUUUGAGAGUGUACAGAACCAGCUCGACCAGGUGAACCCAGGGCUGAGUGAGCAGCUGAUGAACAAGGAGCUCCUGCAAGAAGAGAGGUACCUAAGCCUGGUGCGCUCCACAGAUGGUCCUCAGUAUGCCAGAACUGAGUUCAUGCUGGACCGCAUUGAGAAGUUCAGCCUGGUCUUGGUGACCAAACAGCGCCACCCUCCUGAUGCACUGCUCACAGCAUUCUAUCCCAUCCAUGUCAUGCUGCCAGAAGCCAAAAUAUGACAUGUUGCUGUUGCUCUAAAGUGUCAAUACUGUUGUUGUUUUUUUACCACAAAACAUGUUUUACUAAUAUAAAAUAUAUGACACCAAAAAAUAAGGAUUUUAUUUUUGGUAUGAUGGUUAUUAUGUAAGUGAUUAGAUGUUAAUCUCCAGAAGACUGACAGCACUGUGGCAAUUUUCAUGGUAGCUAAAUAUAAAAUACGUUUUUUUGAUAAUGCAGACUAGUAGUAAUCUAAACCAAAACAAAAAGUAGCAUUGUAUCACAGGAAACACAGGCACUCGCGAUAUGUUAUAGCAAUCCCUAUCCCUAUUGGCUGCUACAGUUGACUUGUUUUUAGGAACAGCCAAUCAUGGGGUUGUAAUAGAAGAGAUUUGACACAGGGAGUUAUUUUACACUGGCCCAGUUUGAACCGGGCAAAAACCGGUCACAUCAUCGGGCGAAAGCAGUAAAUGACACCGCUCCGUUAUUUUGUCAACACGGUAGUAUUGGUGCAUCGUCCAGAAACAUACAUCUCUUUUCCCAAAAAGAAAAUGUGUGCUUUUCCAACUAGUUUUUAUUG
Molecule: messenger RNA, 2480 nt
Organism: Salvelinus sp. IW2-2015
Lineage: Eukaryota; Metazoa; Chordata; Actinopteri; Salmoniformes; Salmonidae
Product: IQ motif and ankyrin repeat domain-containing protein 1
Molecular function (GO): protein binding
Source: RefSeq, a predicted model, not a curated record